GUAUAUCUGUCAUCAUCUGAGUUAUCGAUGGUAACUUCACGGAGGUAAAAAAAAUUUUGUCCACGCGAGAUUUUUGGACAUUCGGAAAUUCCAAGUGGAAAGUGUAAAUAAAUUGAAUCCCUUCUAGAAGUUUUUGUGAGAAACUCUGUAGCAAAAUGAGUACAAUACUGGAGAAGAUUGCCGCCAUCGAGAGCGAGAUGGCACGAACCCAAAAGAAUAAAGCCACUUCGGCUCACUUGGGUCUGUUAAAAGCGAAAUUGGCCAAAUUGCGGAGGGAGUUAAUUUCGCCAAAAGGUGGCGGCGGCGGUGCUGGUGAACAAGGCUUCGAGGUGGCCAAAACUGGUGAUGCACGCGUUGGUUUUGUAGGGUUCCCAUCGGUUGGCAAGUCUACAUUGCUUUCAAAUCUGGCUGGUGUUUAUUCCGAAGUAGCCGCUUACGAGUUCACAACAUUAACCACUGUGCCGGGCUGUAUUAAAUACAAAGGAGCUAAAAUACAAUUGCUAGAUUUGCCUGGAAUCAUUGAGGGAGCCAAGGACGGUAAAGGUCGUGGUCGUCAAGUUAUUGCUGUCGCCCGAACUUGUAAUUUGAUUUUCAUGGUGUUGGACUGUUUGAAACCAUUGGGUCAUAAAAAACUUCUAGAGCAUGAAUUGGAAGGUUUUGGUAUACGACUCAACAAAAAACCUCCAAAUAUCUACUUUAAACGCAAAGACAAGGGUGGAGUUAACUUAAAUGCAAUGGUGCCACAAUCGGAGUUAGAUGCCGACAUGGUGAAAACCAUUCUAUCCGAAUAUAAGAUACACAAUGCUGAUAUUACAUUGCGCUACGAUGCGACUAGUGAUGAUCUUAUUGACGUUAUUGAAGGCAAUCGGAUUUACAUACCCUGCAUAUAUCUUCUAAAUAAAAUAGAUCAAAUCUCCAUAGAGGAGUUGGAUGUUAUCUAUAAAAUUCCACAUUGUGUACCUAUAUCAGCCCAUCAUCGCUGGAAUUUUGAUGAUUUGUUGGAACUCAUGUGGGAAUAUUUACAGCUAGUGAGAAUUUAUACCAAGCCCAAAGGCCAAUUGCCAGAUUAUAGUUCACCAAUUGUGUUGAACUCUGAACGCACAUCUAUUCAAGAUUUUUGUAAUAAACUACAUCGAACUAUCGCCAAGGAAUUCAAAUAUGCCUUAGUGUGGGGCUCAUCAGUGAAGCAUCAACCGCAAAAAGUUGGCAUUGACCAUGUACUCAACGAUGAAGAUGUGGUGCAAAUUGUUAAGAAAGUCUAAGACACACUCAGUUAUAAACUGAACCGGAAUUUAAAUCAUUGUUCAUCAAUGUUGAGUAUGACCGAUUAAUUGCUAUUGAUUUUGAUUUGAUAACAAUAAAGAUAAACCAGACACCUUCAAA
Molecule: messenger RNA, 1383 nt
Organism: Stomoxys calcitrans (stable fly)
Lineage: Eukaryota; Metazoa; Arthropoda; Insecta; Diptera; Muscidae
Gene: 128up
Product: GTP-binding protein 128up
Exons: 5
Coding region: 156-1262 (368 amino acids)
Biological process (GO): cytoplasmic translation
Cellular component (GO): cytoplasm
Molecular function (GO): GTP binding; GTPase activity
Source: RefSeq, a predicted model, not a curated record